Vigna unguiculata (cowpea) is the source of this 1599-nucleotide messenger RNA. Its product is annotated as plastid transcriptionally active protein. NCBI's taxonomy places the organism in Eukaryota, Viridiplantae, Streptophyta, Magnoliopsida, Fabales, Fabaceae. The record is from RefSeq and is a predicted model, not a curated record.
UAAUAUGAAAAAUAUUAGACUUUCGAAUUCUCGUCCCUGUCCUCACCUCAUCUAAUUCUCCGUUUGGGGGAGUCCCCGUGAUUCCAACGGCAAAACCAACGCCGAAGCAGGAAAGAACGACAAUAGAAGAAAGCAUAUACUAACCCUAAAAAUAGCAAUGGCGCAAAAAAGGCCUAAGCGGAAAGCGAAAACGUUCUUCUGAUCAUCCAUUCCAACAGAACGAUAAAAUUGCACAAGGCCUCGGACCCACCAAGCGCGUCUGUACUGCCCCGAUCGUCCCAAUCUCCGAACAUAUUCGAGGAAGAAGAAUUGAGAAGAUUAACGGUAUUCUUCGCAAUUACGAAUUCCAUUAUUUCAUCGAAUAAGCGUUUUUCUUCAAUUUGGCCGUUGAAGAGUACGUGCAGUGCUACUCUGCUGCAACGACAGAGGAUGAUGUUGAAAACAGCAAAACGACAUGUCGUCACGUGCCUCAUCGAUAACACUUCGCGACUUGUGUGUUGUGGUGCGGAUCAGUUGUUUGAGAAAAGGUGUAAGCAUAUUUAUUAGAAGACAAGACAUGAACCCUAGGCCACUGGCGCCAUUGGUUAGGAUGGCUGCAGUUAUCUUCGGUGGAGUAGUCACUCUCAACUUGACUUCCACUGUUACCAUUAAAUUGCUUCGCUUUGCGUCUGAGAAGAAACGGGAAAAAGUUGCGUUGCCGUGUAGGGCUUGUAGAGGGAAGGGGUUUUAUAUAUGCAAACUGUGCAAUGGGAAUGCCACCAUAGCUUGGUCACCCAUGUUCGACCCUAUUGCAAUUAACCCCUGCGUUUGUCCUACUUGCGAAGGAAACAGGUCUGCUUUCGUUUUGUUCUGCUUCAUUUUAUGCCUAGUUCGAUAUUCGAUGGGGAUUUCAAAAUUGGGGUAUGCUUUCGGAGAAAAUGUUAGAUGUGGUUCAACGUUGUUUGAACUGUCUGGGAAAAGGUUAUGACUGACUAUUGUGAGAUUGUGAGAUGGAUAGUGCUGCAUUUAUUUUGUUCCUUUAUGUGAUGGAUGAUGAUUAAGCAAGUGACUUGAUCAAGAUUAUUUUGAGUUCUGAGAGCUUCCACACAAUUACCAUUUUUCUGCUCUUCCCUGGUUCUGUAAUAAAUCUUGGCCUACAAAAAUGUGGAAACAUCGCAACCUUUUCUGUGGCUUGGCGGUGCUCCUUGGUGAUGCUGACGGGAUUUAAACUUAAUUUGCCUGUAGAGUGGCUUUCAUCACUAGCUUACAAUUAUAACUUUAAGUAUAUCAUAAUUUUUCAUGUUUUUGUUUUUGUUAUAGCUUACAGAAGUGGGUUGCUUUUUGUUUACACAUCAUGUCAGGUUAAGUUGUGUAAGAAAAUAAAAUUUCUAGUAUGGACAUGAAGUUGCAGUGAACAAUAGUCUUUGAAGAAGUAUAAGUUAAGGACCGGAAAAGUUGAACUCAUAAAUCUUAACAAGGCUGUCAGCCAAUGCAUUUUAGCAACGGAAGAUAUGACUUUAGGAGAGCAUAUAUGUACUGAACAAGAUUAUUUUGUGAACCUCAAUCCUUUGUUCUGGUAAUGUACUCCUUAUCAUCAAAGAAUUUGUAAUUGCUUCUCCA